CGCCUCCGGGAGGCCGAGGCGCGCGCGGCGCCCUUCCGGGCCCGCGCGGAGUGCAAAGGCAGCCGCCGGGCAGCGAUCCAGGGCGGUGCAGAGCCUGGGCGGGAGCCCGGAAGCGCAGCCGGCAUGGAGGCGCUGCUACUGGGCGCGGGGUUGCUGCUGGGCGCCUACGUGCUCGUCUACUACAACCUGGUGAAGGCCCCGCCGUGCGGCGGCAUCGCCAGCCUGCGGGGCCGCACCGCCGUGGUCACGGGCGCCAACAGCGGCAUCGGCAAGAUGACGGCUCUGGAGCUGGCGCGCCGCGGGGCGCGCGUGGUGCUGGCCUGCCGCAGCCGCGAGCGCGGGGAAGCGGCCGCCUUCGAUCUUCGCCAGGAGAGUGGGAACAAUGAGGUCAUCUUCAUGGCCUUGGACUUGGCCAGUCUGGCCUCAGUGCGGGCCUUUGCCACUGCCUUCCUGAGCUCUGAGCCUCGGCUGGACAUCCUCAUCCACAAUGCCGGGAUCAGUUCCUGUGGCCAGACCCGAGAGCCCUUUAACCUGCUGCUGCGAGUGAACCACAUCGGCCCCUUCCUACUGACACAUUUGUUACUACCCCGGCUGAAGACCUGCGCCCCUAGCCGCGUGGUGGUGGUAUCUUCAGCUGCCCACCGCCGAGGGCGCCUCGACUUCACUCGCCUGGACCGUCCAGUGGUGGGCUGGCGGCAGGAGCUACGGGCAUAUGCUGACAGUAAGCUGGCGAAUGUACUGUUUGCCCGGGAGCUUUCCACCCAGCUCGAAGGCACUGGCAUUACCUGCUACGCAGCCCACCCAGGGCCUGUGAAUUCAGAGCUGUUCCUACGUCACGUUCCAGGAUGGCUGCGCCCACUAUUGUGCCCACUGGCUUGGCUGGUGCUGCGGGCACCACGAGGAGGUGCCCAGACACCACUGUACUGCGCUCUACAGGAGGGCAUCGAGCCCCUCAGUGGGAGAUAUUUUGCCAACUGCCGUGUGGAAGAGGUGCCCCCAGCUGCCAGAGAUGACCGGGCAGCUCACUGGCUCUGGGAGGCCAGCAAAAGGCUGGCAGGGCUUGAGACUGGGGAGGAUGCUGAACCUGAUGAAGGCAUCCAGUCUGAGGACCCAGGCACCUCAUCUUCUCUGAGCAGCCCCCAUCUUGCAGAUCCCACAGUUUCUGAACCCCACUUCCGCGCCCAGAGCUCACCAGACUUGUCAAAGCGCACACAGUGAAUUCUGGUUAAAGCUGAAACUGAGUCCCAAGCCUCCUAACCCCCUGACUGGGAUGCUUCCUGUGGUACUGGAAGGCCCAGGAAAAUCAUAGCUGCAUGCCAGGCCAGUCCCUUAGCACUGAGGGGUUUGCAGUUUUUACCUCCAUGAUAACUUUCUGGGGCUUCAAGAUGUGUCCUGAACAGCUCUUUACCUGGUAGAAAGAACAACGUCGAUCAUUUCUUGGUCAGGGUGACAAUAACCCCAGAUUGAGAGGUAGGAAGUCACGUGCCAGACUCUGCUUAUCAGGAAUGCUAACAUCCUAUUCCCAGGCCCCACUUGGUGAUGCCGAUCAGUUCUGGAGAAGAGCCUGGGAAUUUGCGACUGAAUGCACUGCCAACACUGAACUGGGGCCUUAGCAACCCGGUAGCUACGUAGGUAAAUUACCCCCGUUUUGCAGAGCUAAGAGACUCUCAGGGUCUCACCGCUAGUAAGUAGCAGGGUGUUCCAGGGCCCACUACUGUAACAGUGGAUGCUGGGCGGUGAGGUGGGGCAGAGCGGCUGUCAUUGGGGCGCCCCGUGGGAACAGGGUGCGCCUUCCGGGGUGUUACAGGGCUGAGCCCGGCCAUCCGGACCUCAGUGCAAUAAAGCGUGCGGACAGCCA
This is a messenger RNA of Condylura cristata (star-nosed mole), 1858 nucleotides long. RefSeq names its product dehydrogenase/reductase (SDR family) member 13 (gene DHRS13). The transcript has 5 exons. The record is from RefSeq and is a predicted model, not a curated record. NCBI's taxonomy places the organism in Eukaryota, Metazoa, Chordata, Mammalia, Eulipotyphla, Talpidae. Bases 124 to 1218 code for a protein of 364 amino acids.